This is a messenger RNA of Clunio marinus, 2365 nucleotides long. Lineage: Eukaryota; Metazoa; Arthropoda; Insecta; Diptera; Chironomidae. The record is from the annotation of a GenBank genome assembly.
AUGGAUAAUUUGAAAUUAUUAAUGCCAAAACAUGCACGCCGAACGCGAACAACAGCCAAAUUCUUUUCUUUCCGGUUGAAAAAAGACUUAAACAUUAAGCGCCAAAACUAUUUGAAAUUGGAUCAAAAGUCGGGUGAUUUAAAGACCAAAACAUUAGUCAAUCGAAAAGCUAGGCCUUUCUUUCGCAUUAUGGCGCCUUUUAAGCUGUUUCGAAUGAAUCAAGGCAGCACCUCGCGAAGCACAUCGCAAGAAACUGAGCCCGAUCAGCCGGUUAACUUAGUCAUAACAACGCCAAGUCUAAACAAGUUAACGACUGUAAUGACGCCAUCAUCUGCCCAUUACCUUAACGUCGACGAGUCUGAUCAGAAUAGCGAAAAUAGUAGUUUAAUGUCUCUUAAUAACGAUCAGCGUGCUUUACUUUCAUCUGGCUCUACUGUCGAUCAAAUAGGAUAUUCAAGUCCACAACUGUCAGAUAUACCGAUAAGUCCACCGCCCAGCUACGAAGCGGUGAUGAAAGAGAAUCAUUUACUGGCUCUAGAUAAAGAAAACAACUCGAUACAAACGACGAUACAUACAAACCUGUUGGUAGAAAGCUUUUACAAUACAUCCCACGCCAGCAAUAAUAAUUUGCUGAACGAAAUGAAUGAGUUUAAGACGAACAGCGCCCAAAGCAUCGUGUCGCCUGCACGAGAAAAUCUGCUAAUUGAUGGUAGUGAGUGUACGGAUCAGUGCAAUCAUGGCUCUUGUAACUGCAUAAAUAACGAGGUCGGGGGAAACAAUAAUGAGAAUUACGGUGAAUACGAUGAACGUUGCCUGGAGAACGAUUUGGCGGAACGUUGUAGUUUGGAGAAUAAUGAGAAUUGUUCGGAGAACUAUAACAACUGCAGUGAAGAUUACACGACCGAAUGCCAAAAUCAAUAUCAAGAUUCUGACUAUUCGAAUCAAUAUUGCAACGAAGACGAUGGCGGUGGUCAACAGCAAAUGAACUAUACGGAAGUAAAGGGACCUGAAAUCCUUUACAAAUCCAGCAAAGAGCUUUACAAAGCAGUGGCCAAACAAUGUGGAAUUCAAUGUAAAAUGACAGAUACUUGUCGCUGCGUUGAUUGCCAAUCGCGCUAUUUUGAUUGUGAAUUCGACCAGAAUGAAAAUGAGAAAACUGACGGUGGACUUGGAGCAGGCACUCCAAUGUUUGUCAAUGAAGUCCUACAUGGAACAGCUUGCGUCAUUUUAUAAGCAUUUUUUGAGAGUUACUUGAAACGGGUCAAUGUGAGAACAAAACUUUUAUGUUCUUUCCAUUUUCUUUCUUUUUCUUAUUUUGCGUAUCUUAGAAACAUUCGUGUUUUGGAAGCCGUAAGGUGAAAUUCAUUAAAUAUGAACACCAGUAAGGGGCUAAAUUUAGAAAAUAUAUUUGUGACAUAAGAUGAACAAAAUCUAAUGUUGCGCAACAUGUCUCUAAAAUAACGAGGUAGACUUUACUAAAUAACAAAUAACAUGACAACCUACCUAAGUAUCUACACAAGGAUGAGAUUAUUCAUUUGAAUUGCACAACAAGAAACAUAGUGAACUUUAAUCAAAUUUGAAGCCUCUCCUUUUACUCCCCCAUCCCCUCAAGUAAAACAUUUGUAAACUUAUCGAAUGAAAGAUAUAAAAGAUAGAGCAGAGGCAUCUUAAUGUCCAUAGACAUACAUACAAAAUUUUACGAAUUUUUGAUUACGUAAGAACCUAAGGCUCUAAUAAUAAAAAUUAUAUAAAAAGAAGAGAAUCAAUUCAUGAUUUUAUAAUUCUCAAAACUGUUUUUAUUAAAACUUAUAAAAAAAAUAGAAAUUAAAUUUUAAAUAAUGUACUUUCAUAUAUGAAGCUUUUAAAGUUUCACAAGAGUUCUAAAAAUACUUAUUCAAAGCUCUGAAGUUUUUAAAGAAACAAAACAUGAACAUUAUAAGCUUUGAAAGCUUUCAAAAGUGCAUGACUUAAAUCCUUCUACAUGACUUUAAUUAUUUUCUCUCUAUCAAAACAGAAGAAUCAUCACUUGGUAAUUUUAAGAAGCAUUUAAUAUGUCUUUGCAAACAAAUUGUGUGUAAUUAACAAGAAGUUGUUGUCCUUAAUUCCUUUGCACGCAAACAAAAAAAAAUGAAACCAUUAUCUAACACAAAAAAAAGGAAAUAAAUAUAUUUUUAUAUGUCGACAUGAAUUGAAUUGAAAGAGAAACUGAACAUUAAACAUUCCACUAAAAACCAAAUUAAAAAGAUUAAAGAAAAGCAUUUUAAUGACGUUUAAUUAAUGACCUUGAGCAAAUCACCGGUAAAAAGUAAAUUAAUGGUAUUAACCAAGAUGAAAUAAAACCGUAUUGAAUUAAAGAAAAAAUUAA